Messenger RNA from Bradysia coprophila, 2248 nucleotides. RefSeq names its product potassium channel subfamily K member 1-like. NCBI's taxonomy places the organism in Eukaryota, Metazoa, Arthropoda, Insecta, Diptera, Sciaridae. Gene Ontology annotation, molecular function: outward rectifier potassium channel activity; potassium ion leak channel activity. Gene Ontology annotation, biological process: stabilization of membrane potential; potassium ion transmembrane transport. Gene Ontology annotation, cellular component: plasma membrane. The record is from RefSeq and is a predicted model, not a curated record.
AUCGAUUUCUGUUCCGUUUUUGUUACUUUUGUUUUUGUUCUUUUUUGUGUUCAUCCGUUGAGUUUUGUUUUAGUCAAGUGAUUUUUUUUCAAUUUUUUUUUAUUAGACUCUAUGUACACGUAAAUUGAAUGAGUUAAUGAUAUCUCCGUACAAAAUGUUGAAAAGUGUCAACGUAUUACUGUUACAAAAACAGAAUAACAAAAUGAGCUGACGUUAAGCUAUUCCGCUGUUUUCGGAAUCGAAUUUUGCAUUAACCGCUUUGCAACAGCUGCCUAUACAUAAACGCUCAAGAUGGAAGAACAGGGUCAACUGUAUCAAUAUUACUUUUAUUCUGAGCACAAUCGCCGGCUCAAUUUUGUGCCAAUUUACGACAACAAUAAGCCGGUGAGGUAUCAACGUAAUGAUUACAUCGAGCGCGAUAACAGAUAUGCAAGCAGUGAAACAAGUCGAAUGUUUCACAUUUCACUACCAUGCCUAUCACGUUGCCGAAGGAGAAGUUUCGCUGAAUUGAGCGACAACGAAUCAACACCGUUGCUCCAUGGAAACGGAACGUCACAAAAGAAAUUAUCGCCGCAUCGAAAGAGGAUACUGCUCACGGUUUUCAUAGUAUUUUACGCCGGAUUCUUGAUUCUUGGAAGUAUCACGUUUCGAACAUUUGAACUGAGCGUAGAGCUUGAACAGCGACAAUCGUACCGUGAUGUUCGACAAGCAUUCCUAAUGAAGCACCCAAGUGUUUUAGAUGAUGACCUGGAAGAAUUUGUCGAGAAUAUUGUCAAAGUCAGUGGCAAGGGGGUGUCCGUUUUACGCAAUGCCACCGGUGAUUUAAAUUGGAGUUUCGGUCAGGCAUUAAUAUUUUCAGCUACCGUUAUCACGACCAUCGGAUACGGACAUGUUACGCCGCUUAGUGAAGCUGGGAAGAUUUUCUGCAUCAUAUAUGCUACGGUUGGCAUACCGUUAACCCUAGUCUUGAUAUCGGCCAUGGUCGAACGGUUGCUGAUUCCAACCAAUUGGAUUCUGGGAAAAUUGAAUUCGAAGCUCGGCCAUCUGUAUCAACCCUUCAAUAUACGCCUGUUGCAUCUAGCGUUAAUUGCUACAAUUUUCGCUGUGAUAUUCUUUGCUGUACCUACGAUAAUCUUUUCACAUUUGGAACCAAAUUGGACUCCGCUAGACGCAUUUUAUUAUUGUUUCAUCAGUCUGACCACCAUUGGUCUGGGCGAUUUCAUACCGGGCGAUGGUGUCGAUCUUCCCAACAGAUCGUGGUAUCGAGUCUUUAUAACCAUUUACUUGAUAUUCGGCAUUAUUGGCAUGAUGUUGACGCUUACUGUUUUCUAUGAAAUACCGCAACUGAAUCUGGGACAACUGUUCACAGAAAACAGUAUGGACGACACUGAAAAAGUUCGACUGUCACAGAACAAUCCACCGUUCUAUUCCGGACCAUCGGGACUGUACAUUCCGCAGCGAGACGACGAGGUUCGGCGAUCCGUCGUUCGAAUACGUCCGCACGGUGAUGACGAUUCGCCCAGCCCAGAUGACCCGACACCGAUGCAUGCAAAGGAUAUUAGAGUUCCGUAAACACUAUUGUUUUUUUGUAUAUCUAAGAAACACUGAAAAUGGACACUGCACCAUCACAAACACACCAGAGCGUAGUAUGUAGAGAUAUAUUAUAACAAAAAUUAUAAACACAAACGCAUAAAAAUUAUAAUAUUAUUUUAGAGAGAAAAAAAAGAACAAAAAUAAAAAUUAUAUCAAAACAAUGACAAAAAACAUAAAAACUGAAGAAGAAAAAAAAGGUGGAGAAGUGGAGGAACAAUAGAAAGAUUCACUCUGUCCUCUGUGAACCUAUCGAAUUUCAAACCGUAACUGUUCACAAAAAUCAGAAAUGGCUUAUGACGAUUUACCACUCCAUUUGCAAAGCUCUGCAUUGUACAUUGAUCCAGCACGUUCAACAAAUUAGCUAAUACAGCAGAUAAGGAGAGAAAAAUAGCAAUACCUUUAUAUCUGGUAUACCGCAGGGGCAGCACUACUCCUAGCAUGAACACUGAGUCGACAAGCGUCAAAUUUGGAAGAAGGAAUAUUUUCUAUUUUCAUGCUAGAAGCAAGGCUACUAAAUUUGUGCAAAUGAUUUUUACGCGACCACAACAUGCCUUUUUUUCAACAGACUAUUUUUCGCAAACUUUUGAUAAGGCUCAACAUUGGGGAAUUUUGUAGAAAGAAUCAUAAAACUUACUGACAUAUUUCUGGCCAAGAC